Messenger RNA from Aureobasidium namibiae CBS 147.97, 1203 nucleotides. Its product is annotated as PQ loop repeat protein. The record is from RefSeq and is a predicted model, not a curated record. Bases 1 to 1203 code for a protein of 400 amino acids. NCBI's taxonomy places the organism in Eukaryota, Fungi, Ascomycota, Dothideomycetes, Dothideales, Saccotheciaceae. The transcript is spliced from 2 exons.
AUGUCAUGGCAGGCUCUCACAUUCCAGCCUGAGCUGCCGCAGUACUGCACACCGACAAACGACUUCCUCACACGCUUCUCGAGUACAUUUCACACAUGUGUGCCGACACCUCUAGCAUUCCUAUCAACACUACUGGGCACUUUAUCCAUCGUAUCGUGGCUCUUCGCCCAGAUGCCCCAGAUAUACAAGAACUACACCAUCAAGAGCACAUCCGGUCUAUCCAUAUUCUUCCUAGUGGAAUGGUGUGCAGGGGACGUCAGCAACUUACUCGGUGCUGUCUUCACGAAACAAGCCACAUGGCAAAUGAUAGUAGCAGGAUACUACUGCCUCGUCGACUUUCUGCUCGUCGCUCAGUGGGUCUGGUACGAGCGACUACGACACGGCUACACGAUUCGCCAAAUCUCGGCCAAGGACAUCAAGUCGCCUGGUAACGGCAAACAAAGCAUGUGGCGUAUGCCAGUCUUCGGAGACGUCAACGAAAAGUACGGCUCCUCCAGAAGCCCACGGGCCAUCAACCGCGUGCAGGCUUCCUCGUCUUUCCAAUCGCCAUCUCCACGUACUGUACUGCUAUUAGCCUGCUUGAUCUCUCUCGCCCAAGGCUCACCUUUACACCCUACUUUCCACCAUCCUUCCCACCACUCACCUGAUACCAAGACUUCCAAUCUGGCCGCCGCCGGCACAGUCCUCUCCUGGCUAUCCACCCUUCUCUACCUCGGAAGCCGCCUACCCCAACUCUACAAGAACUGGGCUAGAAAGUCAACCGCAGGUCUCAGCGCCCACCUCUUCAUCGCCGCCUUUUUCGGAAACCUCUUUUACAGCACCAGUAUGCUUACGAACCCUAACCUUUGGAAUGAUGCACCUGCCCAUGGUUUGCACGGCUGGGUGGAAAACACACCCAAUGUACGUUACGAUUGGCUCAUGCGUGCAUUGCCAUUUUGGCUUGGCGCUGCUGGUGUGUUGGUUAUGGAUGCAGCUGUAGGUGUACAGUUCCUCAUGUAUGGCGAGAGUGAAGAUGCAAAGGUUGUUGUGCUGGAAGAGUCUGGACGUGAGAACUGGCGUUGGAGAAGAGUUAGUGGGUGGAUGCGUGGUUGGGUGCCUAGCUUUGGUGAGCCGGUUGGCAGGUCUGAAGAUGGAGUGCAUGAGAGAGAGGCUUUGUUGCAUCAGACCUCGACUCAGGAUUAUGGAGCUGCUGCUAGAGCUUGA